This is a messenger RNA of Camellia sinensis, 1377 nucleotides long. The record is from RefSeq and is a predicted model, not a curated record. Lineage: Eukaryota; Viridiplantae; Streptophyta; Magnoliopsida; Ericales; Theaceae.
UCUCAUCUCAUCUCAGGUAUCUAUUCUAUAUCGAUGGUGUCUCUCUCUCUUCUCUUUCCCAUCUCAGACUGAGUUCUCUCUCUCACACACUCUCAUCCAUCUCAGAUCAGAUCAGAUCGGUGUGCUGCUGCUCUCUCUCCGUCGAUCUCCAUCUCAGAUUAGAUCGAUCUAUAGCUGUUGUCUUCCUCUUUCGGCGAGCUCCUCUCUCUCUCUCUCUCUCUCUUUAACACUCUGAAAUAGGUUUAAUCUGUAACACUCUGAAAUAGGUUUAAUCUGUAACACUCUGAAAUAGGUUCCCAGAUCAUCCAUCGCAGAUUAGAUCGAUUGUUCAUGUCAUCUACAAUGGAUUCGGUGAAUACUUGAAGGCUUAGGAAUCAGCGAUAUGCGCCGUUAGAUGAUGAUGUACUCAUCGGCUGAUGUGUUUUGUUGUAGUAAAAAUCAUAGUAUGUGAUGACGGACGCUUGCUCAACACAAACCAGGAUCACCAAAAUAUUGCAAAUCUGAAAAGGAGCUGUGAGAUUUUGCGUAAAAGGAUGCAGAACAAUAACUCCUUCCAUGAAGACUCGUUUCAAGUUCGAAAACUAGAGAUUUCAGACAAAAGCAAGGGCUUCAUUGAACUGUUACAACAACUAACUGUAUGUGAUUCUGUAUCUGAAAAACAAUUUGAAGAACGAUUUCGAGAGCUCAGUUCAUAUGGUGAUGAUCAUCUUAUAUGUGUCAUUGAAGACAAUCGCUCUGGGAAGAUUGUUGCAACUGGAAGUGUGUUUACUGAAAAGAAGUUCAUAAGGAAUUGUGGCAAAGUUGGGCAUAUUGAAGAUGUUGUAGUGGAUUCUAGUGCUCGAGGAAUGCAGUUAGGAAAGAAAAUUGUUGAGUUCCUUAUAGAUCAUGCUCGUUCCACAGGUUGUUACAAGGUAAUCCUUGAUUGCAGCACUGAUAACCGAGUUUUCUAUGAAAAGUGUGGUUUCAAGCAAAAAGAAAUUCAGAUGGUGAAGUACUUCAUUUGAGGAGUUUUUUUUUUUUUUUUUUUUCGUGGAUUGAUAUUGCAAAUUCAGUAAUGGUGAAGAGUAAUCUCUCUCCCUGUUAGUUUAUUUUGGAAACUACAUUGGGUGGUGGAAAGGGUUGAAUCGAUUAACUACCUGAGUUGGAUUCUACUCCAGAAGUAACUGGUGCCGCUGCAGGCUAACUAGUGACAUGUAAAAUGAAACCUUACUGUUAUCGCAGAGAAGUCUAAUUAGUGAGAAUCUCUUCUUCUUCUUCUUCUUCAUUUUUUUUAUAAUGUUUUUUCAAAUUUUUUUUAGCAGUUACUACUAUUAUCACCAUGGAAAGACAAUAUGAGCUAUACUUUUUUUCUGAUUCAAAUGAAACAGUUUCUGUUUA